Messenger RNA from Mugil cephalus (flathead mullet), 2190 nucleotides. RefSeq names its product thialysine N-epsilon-acetyltransferase-like. Bases 109 to 618 code for a protein of 169 amino acids. Lineage: Eukaryota; Metazoa; Chordata; Actinopteri; Mugiliformes; Mugilidae. The transcript is spliced from 6 exons. Gene Ontology annotation, molecular function: N-acetyltransferase activity. The record is from RefSeq and is a predicted model, not a curated record.
CAGUUUGCAGCGGAGCUUGUGCUGUCUGACGACUGGACCAGUUCCUCUCCCAGUAGGUGUACAGUGCAAACCGACAGACUGCUGUGCGUCCUCCUCAUCUCAUUCAACAUGGAGUACUCGAUCCGGGCGGCCAACGCGGAGGACUGCAAGGACAUCGCGCGCAUGAUCUUGGAACUGGCAGAAUACGAGAAAGUGGCGGAUAAAAUCAAACUCACCCAGAGAGAUUUAGAACAAGAUGGCUUUUCCAAGAACCCGUUUUUUCACGGGAUCAUCGCUGAGGUGCCAGAACAGCACAAAACCAAAGAAGGCCAUACGAAGAUAGGCUACGCACUUUACAUGUACUCCUACAGCUCGUGGACCGGCAGAGCCAUUUAUAUGGAGGACUUGUACGUGAUGCCUGAGUUCAGAGGGAAGGGCAUCGGUAAAGCACUUAUGAGCAAGGUCGCACAGCUGGGAUUGGCUGCCGGCUGCAACCAGCUCAACUUCACCGUCCUGGACUGGAACAAAUCGUCUCUGGACUUUUACACGAGCCAGGGAUGCUUCAAUGUCACAGCAGCCAUGGGCUACCAGUGUAUGCGCUGCGAGGGAGAGGCCCUUGAGCACCUGGCCCAACCUUAGCUCAACACUAGGCUCCUGACCUCAAUAACCACUGCAACCACAAGGUCAACACACACACAUAAUGCAGGGACAGUGACCCCUUUUCCAAAACUUGACAAUGACAAUCGUCAACAACGACUGUUUGCAAAACCUUGCCCCCUUUAGUCACUGUGGAUAUAAAUGUUAAAGCCAUUCUAAAAUGAAGGGUAGACUUACCUCUCAAAAUUUGUGAUAACAUCUUUGAGUUUUGUCCUGUGCACUGGAGUGAACGCCUGUCAAAAGGUUCUGUUCACAACCAUCCAUCUUCGGCUGAAAAGUCGGCUGCUGGUAGGAUUGUUGUAGUUAGCUAAUGCUACAACAACAAGAGUCUCUACAUAUCUACUUAUCAUAUCUACUUACAUAUCUACGUACUUGCAUUCAUUGAUUUUUCAUCCUUACUCCUCUUAUAAUAGCCAACAGAUUUUUGACUGCUAUAAAACAAUACCGUCUGUCAAAAAACAAAACGGCAGCAAACGAAACUACACAUUUCAGUUUUAGAUCUUCCCAGAAAUAGUUUUCUUGUAUCUCAGUGAUUUCGACUGAUUUGAACCCGUUAUCACAAAAAUUAGAGUGAGGAUAACUGAAUAAAUACACUUAAACCCCCCCCCAAAAAAAAAAAAAGAAAAACUCCAAGCAUGGCCACUGUCAGCCUCCGUAGCUGAGAGCUAGCUUUGUACACGUAAGAGCAUUACAGAGUUAUUAUUCUGUCUUAUAGUAUUAUAAUAUUGUAUGAAUGUUAUGCUGCCAUAAGUAGACAAAUGUUUAAUUUGCGUUUUUCUAGUGUGAAGUCCGUUAGCACGGCAUGCUAGCGUUUGCAGCUUAAUUCAUUCCAUACAAUUUUACUCUUGAGAUUUUACACAUAAUUGAAUCAUGUUAUGCACCACAGUAUGGAGAUGUGUGACAAUCACUCUUUGGGAAGGUUUUUAGCAAGCGGUCAAUUGUCUUAAUAAUUGUCUUUGUCUUAAUUAUCUUAAUUAUCUUAAUACAUUUUUUUUAAGUAUUGGAACUGGGCCUAUGCAAUAUGUAUAAUACAGGAGCAAUGAAAUUUGUGUUGUGUUUUUCCCUUGUGAUGUUUUUCUGUGACAAAUAGAUCAGAUAACACAAUCGAUCUAAAACCAAUAUGAGGAUAAGUGUGUUUGUGUGUGUGGUGAGAUUAUUAGAAAGAGAAAGCCUUGAUGUGUUAAAACAUCAUUAUCCAGAAAAUAUUAUUAGCACUUUGCACAAAGAUCCACAAAACCUUAUGCGUUACUGCGAAGGCAACACAUACAUUUCAUCAUGCGGACAAAGUGACUUUCACAUGUGCUGUCCCUUUAAAUUUAUUGUGACCUGUGAACAGCAACCAAAGAGUCGGUCACCUUUCCCCUUGUCUUCCAGAUGAGAAGUGUUGUAUAGCUGUCGUAAAGCACAAUCCUGGUAUUUGCACUGUUCUUUUCCUGCGUUGUACAUAGAGAGUUCUUGUGGAGGAGCCGGUUGGACCUAAAACCUCCGUCCACGCAGCCAAACUUUCUGAACUGGUUCGAAAGAAAUAAAAAGUGGCAUUGUUCUGGUCCGCAA